Molecule: messenger RNA, 877 nt
Organism: Thrips palmi
Lineage: Eukaryota; Metazoa; Arthropoda; Insecta; Thysanoptera; Thripidae
Product: ejaculatory bulb-specific protein 3-like
Exons: 2
Coding region: 283-828 (181 amino acids)
Source: RefSeq, a predicted model, not a curated record
GAAUCUCUCUUCUAGGCGGUGCCAUGCAAGCGGCCACGCGUGACACUCAAUUAGCACUGUGCCAAUCAGGAGCCUGGCUGUUCUGUGCCCUCGCCUCGUUUUGCGGUUCGGUUCGGUCCAGGCUGAGGCCGGUCAUUUCGUCUCCAGGGAACGACAGUGUUCGCGUCACGAAGUGAAGCGAAGUGCGAGGGGAGUCACGUGCGCUGACCGGGCAGUAGGCGGACCGGGCGGAGAAGGCCGCGCCGAAGCACGGCGGUAUAAAGCCUCGGCUCGCUGGCGCGCAUGCAAGUUGCUGCCCUGUGGCCAGCAAGUGAGAACCCCGUGGGCAGAGCCUCCUAUCCCAGCGCCCCGCUCGGCGCUCCUCUCCGAUCCACACUUGAACCUCUCUGUUGGCGCCGCAGGAGACACCGGGACUUCCCUCUCAGUCUCAGCAUGGACAGGACCGUCAGGACGUGCCUGCUGGCGGGCCUGGCGCUCCUCUCCCUGGCGUACGUCGCCGAGGCCGAGACCUACGACGAGGGCCGCUUCGCGCACAUCAACGUGGACGAGGUCCUGGGCAACCAGCGCAUCCUCGUCGCCUUCAUCAAGUGCUUCCUGGACCAGGGCCCGUGCACGGCCGACUCCAAGGACAUGAAAAAGCUCCUGCCCGACGUGCUCGACACGCGGUGUGCAAAGUGCACCGACAGGCAGAAGAAGAUGAUGGCACAAGCAGUGAAGCAUGUGAAAGAGCACUACCCGAAGGAGUGGGAAGAGCUGGUCAACAAGUACGACCCCGACCAUUCAAAGUCUGCAGAUCUCGACGACUUCCUCAUCAAAGCCAGUGCAUAACCAGGGGCUUCCAACGUCAAGGAAAAUAAAACAGUUUGAUAAUCAAAGA